This is a messenger RNA of Condylostylus longicornis, 489 nucleotides long. Its product is annotated as glycosyltransferase-like protein gnt13. The record is from RefSeq and is a predicted model, not a curated record. Bases 1 to 489 code for a protein of 162 amino acids. The transcript is spliced from 3 exons. NCBI's taxonomy places the organism in Eukaryota, Metazoa, Arthropoda, Insecta, Diptera, Dolichopodidae.
AUGAAGGCCAACUCGGAUAAUAAAAAUAUAGAUUCAAGCUAUGUAGACCAAAUAAUAGUUAAUAUAAUAAAAGAAAUGACCCAAGCGGUAAUGUUAGACAAAAUUUAUGACAAAGCUGAUUUAGGAAAAAUAAUGAGGAGUAAAUUUUUUAAGGAUUCAUGUAUUAGACAUGAAUUUAGCAAAACUUUUAAUAGGAGCACCAGUUUUAGGCACAAUAAUAAUAAUAGAAUCAAAGAAUAUAAUAACGUACAAGCAAGUCAUAGUUUUAAACGGAAUAAAAGUAGUAAUGAAGGUUAUCAAUACAGUAAUAAUACAGAUCCUAAUUCGGGACAAAUAAGGAACUACAAUAAUAAUCAGGUAGGUAAUAAUUAUAAUAACUACGGGUUUACGCGUAAUUCGGGCCAAUAUCGCCAAACACAUCACCGGAAUUAUGAUAGACCAACACAAAAUGAACCUAUGGAAGUAGAAAACAGAAAGAGACAAGACUGA